AUGGCAGGCCCAAGGAAUGUGCGUACAUUACAUGGAAAUGGAGGCCGUAAUAAUGAUGUGAUGGGCCCAAAAGAAUUCUGGUUAAAUAUCCCCCCAAUAACAAGAACUUUAUUUACUCUAGCGAUCGUUAUGACGAUCGUCGGCCGGUUGAAUCUAAUCAAUCCGUGGUACUUUAUUUAUGUUUGGAAUUUGACGUUCAAGAAGGUUCAGAUAUGGAGACUUCUUACUUCUUGUGUAAUGCUUUCGUCUCGUGCCAUGCCUGCGCUAAUGGAACUAUAUAGUAUUUAUGACAGGUCCUCACAGUUGGAGCGAGGGCAUUUUGGUCCCGGUUUGUCCAAUAGACGAGGACCGAUGGUAACAGUAGACUAUGCCUACUACCUGUGCUUUUGUAUACUAGCCAUCACUACGGCCACUACAAUCAUUUAUGGGUCCUACUACCCUGUUGUGCUCACCUCUGGGUUCAUAUCAUGCAUUACAUAUACUUGGUCGAUCGACAAUGCCAACGUGCAGAUCAUGUUUUAUGGUUUGAUUCCUGUUUGGGGGAAGUACUUCCCCUUAAUUCAAUUGUUUAUCUCUUUCGUUUUUAAUGAGGGUGAUUUCGUAAUCUCAUUGAUCGGUUUUACUACAGGGUACCUUUAUACAUGCUUAGAUACCCAUACACUGGGGCCAAUAUGGGGGAUGAUAUCCAGAAAAGCUGAUCCAACCUACGGAAUCUCGCCCAAUGGGAAAUUCUCAACGCCAUGGUGGUUUACUAGUCUAUAUGCUCGCAUAACGGGUGCCCACAAUGAAACUGCAACAUUCAACAACAACUUUGCCAAUGUGCCAUCUUCGCAAAGAGAAACGAGAACUUUUAGUGGAAGAGGUCAACGAUUGGGUACGGCCCCUGCAACAUUGUCUCAAACCAGUGGCACAGAUUCAGGCAGAGCUUCUGGAAGUCAAUUAAGAAGUGGCCCAUCGAAUUUGAACCAAUUUCAAGGCCGCGGCCAACGAGUAGGACAAACAAACAGCCCCUCCGACUCACAAUAA
This is a messenger RNA of Saccharomyces cerevisiae S288C, 1026 nucleotides long. It is a transcript of the gene DFM1, whose product is annotated as Dfm1p. The coding region runs from base 1 to 1026 and encodes 341 amino acids. Gene Ontology annotation, cellular component: endoplasmic reticulum membrane. Gene Ontology annotation, biological process: response to stress; protein folding. The record is from RefSeq and is marked reviewed. The transcript has a single exon. Lineage: Eukaryota; Fungi; Ascomycota; Saccharomycetes; Saccharomycetales; Saccharomycetaceae.